Molecule: messenger RNA, 2136 nt
Organism: Thyridium curvatum
Lineage: Eukaryota; Fungi; Ascomycota; Sordariomycetes; Thyridiales; Thyridiaceae
Exons: 3
Coding region: 1-2136 (711 amino acids)
Source: RefSeq, a predicted model, not a curated record
AUGCCGGGUCUAACGGGCUUCACUGAUAAUCCGCUGCGCACACGCGACGAUGUCUUCAAAGCAGCUCUUGCGCUGCUUCAGCCUUUGGCAAAGUACGCCUCUCCAGACUGCGCGCGAAUUCGCCUCCCAGUCGACACGGGUGCACACUUUGAUGAGUCGGCAGCGCAGCUGGAAGGCUUUGCACGUCCCCUCUGGGCUGUUGGCCCCUUGCUUUCGACCUUGGAUGCGGCGGAUUCUGAAUCGAGGGAAGAAAAGCCCUGGCGGUCACAUCUACAGCCAUGGAUCACCGGCCUGCGUGCGGGGACCGACCCAGGGCACCUGGAGUACUGGGGUACCAUUGGAAAUGGCGACCAGCGAAUGGUGGAGGCGGAGAUGGUCUCAUUUGCACUUCUCUCAGCCCCUGAAACGCUAUUUCAGAGCCAGGAUGAGAGGGUACAGGCUAACAUCACGAUCUGGCUCCGUGGUAUGAAUGGCAAGGACAUGCCGCCUACUAAUUGGCGCUGGUUCCGGGUGUUUGCCAACCUCGCGUUGGUCCAAGUUUGUCGAGUGCCGCUCUCCGACGUUAUCAAAGAGCUAGACUUGGACUUGGCAAUACUGGACUCAUUCUAUAUCGGAGACGGUUGGUCUGGUGACGGCGAAUGGCAAACCGAAGAACAAGAAGAAGAUAUGAAGCGGUUGAACCUCUCCGCAGGGAGAAGGGACGGCAUUGGAAUUGGAAGACAGGUCGAUUACUACUCCGGAAGCUUCGCCAUCCAGUUCAGCCAGCUGCUAUUCUGCAAAUACGGUGCAGUUAUCUAUCCAGAAAGGGCAGAGCGCUACAGAACACAGGCUAGAGAUUUCGGAGCCUCCUUCUGGAGAUACUUUGAUGCAGCAGGUUCUGCAAUACCAUUUGGGCGCUCGCUCACAUACAGAUUUGCUUGUGGCGGGUAUUUCGCAGCCCUGGCCGUGGCCAAAGUCCAGGAUAUGCCCGAGCCUUUAGCAACACCCGGCGCGGUCAAGGGUUUCCUCUUACGUCAUCUCCGAUGGUGGGCUGGGCACUCGGAGUCUAUUUUCUAUCCUGAUGGAACAAUGAACAUAGGAUGGCUGUAUCCAAACAUGUACAUGUGUGAGGAUUACAAUUCACCGCAGUCUGUCUACUGGUCUCUCAAGGCGCUGAUUGUCCUGUCACUCUCGGAUGCGGACGAGUUCUGGAGCGCCACCGAAGAGGCGUACCCUCCUCUCAGCGGCCCGAUCCUAGUGCCUUCCCCAAGACAACUCAUCUGCAAUCACCCGGAGGGCAAUCAUCACUUCAUGUUAUCGCCGGCACAGUUCGUUGCAUGGCCCAUGAAGGCUACGCAAGCCAAGUACUGCAAGUUUGCCUACUCAUCAUCUUUCCCAUUCUCUGUGCCUACUGGACCCCUGAUCCAGCAGAUCGCUCCCGAUAAUACUUUGGCCCUUAGCCGGGACGGAUGCGAAACCUGGGCGGUGAAAUGGAAGUGUAGAGAGGCCGUGUUUUCUACGCUUAAGCUUUCGACUGCGGGUGGCACAGAGGACGUCGCUGCCGCCACAGUCCGGUGGUACCCAUGGGGUGACGAAGCCGUGCAAGUAGAUACGACUCUCAUACCUGUGACUGACUGCUGGCCCGACUGGCAUAUUCGAAUCCAUAAGAUACGGGUCCUCACUUCGAUACCUACAUUGCACACUGUGGAAGGCGGGUUUGCCUGCCCAGGACGACGCAAGUCUGAUGGAGGAGCGCUACCCUUGACCAGCACACUGACGGAUCGUGUUGCUCUCGGAGACAGUGAACUAAUUCUCCCAGAGGACAGUGCACUCCUUAUCCUGUCGCAUGCUGGUGGUAGUGGCAUCGUCGCACAACGUCCUGACGUUCCGGAGGUUGCGGUCAGUUGUUCCCCUUUGAAACCCGACUCAAACACAAACCUUGCCUAUCAACGAAGUUUGAUACCGGUGGUAAUGCACGAUAUGGCCAGACGACUAGAGCCUGGUUUUGAGAUUGUUCUGGCGACCUACGUCUUCGCCGUGUCGGCUACAGCCAAUGGACGAACCUCAGGAAACCCAAGUAUUGGCAGGCGAUGGGCAUCAAGGCCGAACAUCGUGGACAUCAAGGAUGACAAAUUCAUAAGAUUCAGUAACGCCUAG